AUGAGAGCUCCUUAUCAAAAAUUCGUAUUUUUGGCAUCAGAAUCAGCGGCAAAUUUUCCACAGUGUGAUGAUUUUUUCGAUGAUUUUUAUAAUGUUACCUGGACUUAUAAGCUGAACUCGGAUAUCCGUUGGAGCUACUUCAACAUUGUUGACAAAGAAGGCAAUACUGUUGGCCCAAGGAUUAAUAUGACUUGGAUUGAGGCAACGAAGCCAGUUCCUUUCAACAUCAAGAAAAAAAUUGGGAAUAAGAAAAAGGCAGCCGCGUGGUUCGUGUCCAAUUGCCAUACAAUAAGUGAUCGUCAAAAUGUUUCUAGACAUAUAGAAAAGGCGAUGAGACAAUAUAACAUGACAUUGGACAUAUUUGGCUGGUGUGGCAGAAAAAAAUGCCCCAAAGACAGACUCCAAGAAUGUUUGUACUUACUGGAAAAUGAAUACUACUUCUAUUUCUCUUUUGAGAAUUCUUUGUGUGAAGAUUAUGUGACUGAGAAAAUUCUGUAUCCUUUGCAAAAUUAUGCGGUUCCUGUAGUAUUUGGUGGUGCUGAUUAUUCCAGGUUCUUACCGCCCGGUUCAUACAUCAACGCCCGGGAACGAAACGCCACACAAAUCGCUGAGGACAUGUACAAAGCUAUCACAAACCCUAACAUCUACGAGAAUUACUUCAGGUGGCACAAUUACUACAAAUACGUGAAGCACCCUUCAGAAGCAGAUAUCUGCAAACUGUGCCAAGUCCUGAACGAGGAUAAGUCUUCUACGUACAGAUCCUUCAGAAAAUGGUGGAAUCCUCUAUACGCGUCGCUUUGCGCUAAGGGAGGAGGCCGGUUUCUCAUCAUGAAACCCCCUAUUUAA
Messenger RNA from Helicoverpa armigera (cotton bollworm), 846 nucleotides. RefSeq names its product alpha-(1,3)-fucosyltransferase C. The transcript is spliced from 3 exons. Lineage: Eukaryota; Metazoa; Arthropoda; Insecta; Lepidoptera; Noctuidae. Gene Ontology annotation, cellular component: membrane. Gene Ontology annotation, molecular function: fucosyltransferase activity. The record is from RefSeq and is a predicted model, not a curated record. The coding region runs from base 1 to 846 and encodes 281 amino acids.